Messenger RNA from Carlito syrichta (Philippine tarsier), 638 nucleotides. Its product is annotated as farnesyl pyrophosphate synthase-like. NCBI's taxonomy places the organism in Eukaryota, Metazoa, Chordata, Mammalia, Primates, Tarsiidae. Gene Ontology annotation, biological process: trans, trans-farnesyl diphosphate biosynthetic process. Gene Ontology annotation, cellular component: cytoplasm. The record is from RefSeq and is a predicted model, not a curated record. The transcript is spliced from 4 exons. The annotation marks the transcript as partial. Gene Ontology annotation, molecular function: (2E,6E)-farnesyl diphosphate synthase activity; dimethylallyltranstransferase activity.
AUCUGGAGAGCUGCCAUCAAGCAUCUGCCUUUGGUGCUUGCCCCCGCAGGGAGUGCUCGGUGCCCCCUCCCUAUGCCACCCCCCACGAUGCCCCUGUCCCGCUGGUUGAGAUCUGUGGCGGUCUUCCUGCUGCCAGCCCCUUGCUGGGUGUCCCCGGAGAGGUGGCUGGGUUCCCUACAGCGGCAUGGGUGCCCAGUCCCGGGGGCCUGGCACAGUGCCCGCCGCAGGUGCCAAGCGUGGACAGAGGAGCCUCGAGCACUUUGCUCCUCCCUCAGAAUGAAUGGAAACCAGAAAUCGGAUGUUUAUGCCCAUGAAAGGCAGAAUUUCAUCCAGCAUUUCUCCCAGAUCGUCAGCGUGCUGACUGAGAGUGAGAUGGGGCACCCAGAAACAGGAGAUGCCAUUGCCCGGCUCAAGGAGGUUUUAGAGUAUAAUGCUGUUGGAGGCAAGUACCACCGGGGCUUGACAGUGCUGAUCGCAUUCCGGGAGCUGAUGGAGCCGAAGAAACAGGAUGCUGAUAGUCUCCAGCGGGCUCUGACUGUGGGCUGGUGUGUGGAACUGGUGAGAGGGCUGGGGAAAGUCAAAUUUAGACACACUUACUCCAGGGGUUCACAGAUGUGGGGAACCUUUUUUACCAUGAG